GACACCUGCCGCGGUGACGUCACCGCCUCCGGUCGGGGUGGGGGCGCGGGGAGGGAACGGCCGUCCCGCUCUGCCCCGCCUCCCGCCCGUUCGGCCCAGCCCAGUCCGGCCCGGCCCGGCCGCCGCCACCCAGCCAUGGCGAGCGCGGCGCCCGCGCGGCCGCGGCAGCCGGAGACGGGCGGGGAGAGCGGCGGCGGGCGGGAGCGGCCGCAUGGCCCGCAGGAUGCGGCCCCGGCAGAGGUGUCGGGCGGGGCCGGGGCGGCGGCGGCUCUGCUCGGGGAGACGGGUCUGGCGGUGGGCUGCUGCAUCGCGGCGGCGCUGAGCUGGGAGCGGCCCCUCCACAGCCUGGGCGGCUUCGUCUGCGCCAACCUGCUCUUCUGGUUUGUUGCGCUGACCCCUUGGAGAGUGUAUCAUUUGACUUCUCUCAUAAUACUUGGACUGCUAGUUCUACAGAUAAUAAAGGAUUUGGUGUUAUCUAGGAUAAAAGGUGCACAGCUUUGGAGGAGCAUCACUGACAACUGGGAAGUCAUCAGUUCCAGGCAAGACUACAGACCCAGAAUAAAUCAGUGCCUUUCAGAAGCACUGAUGAAUUUAUUUGUAUUUCUUCAAGAAAUGUCCCACUUCAAGGAACAAAACCCUGGCAAGUUUUGCCUACUAGUCUGCAGCGUAUGUACAUUUUUCACUGUCUUGGGAAGUUACAUUCCUGGAGUUGUCCUCUCCUAUGUCUUGCUAUUGUGUGCCUUUUUAUGUCCCUUCCUCAAGUGCAAUGAAUUUGGGCAGAAAUUGUGCAACAAAGUUAAGUCUGUUCUGAUGAAACUAGAUUUUGGAAUAGUGGAAUACAUCAACCAGAAGAAAAAAGAGAGAUCUGAAACAGCAAAAACAAAAGCCACAGAAGAUGACAGUGAAUUAGACAUAUCAGCCCUGUGUCCUAAGGUUAGUCCUGCAGUUGCUGCCAAAGAGCUGUCAGUGUCUGACACAGAUGUAUCAGAAGUAUCUUGGACCGAUAAUGGGACCUUUAACUUAUCUGAGGGGUAUUCUCCACAGACAGACACAUCUGAUGAUUUUGACCGACCCAGUGAUCACGAAGAAGCUUUUGCUAGAGAUCUCUCAGAAUUCCCUUCUUUGGAAAAUGGUGCAGGAACAAACGACGACGAUGACUCGAGCAUCGGUAUGCCCAUCCAGCAAAGCAGAAGAAAAGAACAAAUGUCUUUAAAGGCGGAGCAUUCUUCCAGACAGCGUAAAGAGAGACCGUCCACUGCAGGGCUCUCCUUGCCUUUGACCAGUGACCAAACCUUUAAUUUAAUGAGCGGUAUUGCUGGGGAUGUCAUCGCCGCCGCGGUGUCUGCUGCCAUCAAAGACCAGCUGCAGUCUGUGCAGCCAGCUCCCUCCCGCGCGGUGCCCAGCUUGAGUGAGGAGACAGACACCGAGGAAGCCGAUGAUUUUGAACUGCUUGACCAGUCUGAGCUUGAGCAGAUUGAGAAAGAAUUGGGACUUUCACAAGGCCAAGAAGCAGAAUCCCAGGAAAAAAAGAAGUCUUCGGGCUUCCUUUCACAUCUGCUUGGAAAUCAUUAACCUGGGAAUUGCAGCUGGUGACAUAAAGGAAAUGAAACAUAGAACACACACAAAAUCAAAUGCAAAAAAAGGAAAAUUCUGAGCUGUAAGCUUUAACUAUCACUUUAGAUGUGUUGUAAUAAUUUCCCUUAUGCAGAGUGAAUUAACUGGAUAAAUAUCAGCUGAUACUGAUAGUUUAACGUUUCUGGUAGUUUUACCUCAAUGUAAUAGCAUGGAAAUGAAUUAUCUAUCCACUGUUCGGUCGCAGAUGUGUGUUGGAGGUCAGUUGUUCAAAAGGAUUGGGGGAGAGGUUUUCUUAUCCUAUGCCAAACAUGGAUUUUGGGGUCCUGAGCCAAAUUUUCAACAUCGGCAAUUGGUUUACUCAUAGUUGCCAACCGUGUAAUACAAUUAAUGGUUAACACAGCAAGGAUGAGUUAUCAGAGGAUCGCAGUGAGAUUAACUAAAUCUCACCUCCUUCAAUCAUGGCAGGAAGUAUGAAUCCCUGCAGUUACUGUUAUGUAUAGUGCAUCUCCUACUUAAGAAUGCAUUAACCAGCGGAAGUCUAGUUUAAAUGUGUGUGCAGCACUAUUGGAGAACUUGAUUUAACACUUAAAAAACUUUGAGUUAUAUUGGAUAUGGUGAUGCAUUUCCACGUUCUUUGCUGUUUUAGGCUUGUAGAGUUGUGAAGUGGCACACUACGUGACUGACCACCUGCUGUGUUCCUUCAGAGUCUGGUCCUUGGCAGUAUUGCCUGUGUAAAGUCAGCCAAUACAUUUUUAUAGAUGAGUUACUGUGUAAUCUGAACAGCCUUUUGGGGAGCAGGUGGGAUAGUUAUUGUUUGGACUAGGGAAGAUAUAAAAGUCGGAGGUAAAGAGAAGGGCUUUUUUAGCUGCCACUUGCGUAAUUCCAAAUGUUGUGGGGUUUGUUUCUGUUUUGUUUGGUUGGUUUUGUUUUUCCCUGUAACAACUGCCAUCACUUUCAACAAAAGUUGUACAAGCUGGAUCUUGUGAGAUACUUAAAAGUACUUAGUGAUUUGCUAUGGAAGACACUCAGAGUCUUUUUCCUGGCAUAUAAUUUAAAACAAACAAACAAAAAUGAACUUGUUUCAGUGAUUGACCAUUUUCAACUCCACACGUGCUCAGUGAAUGGCAUGGGAUCUUAAGCAGGUUACUCGUUUGACUUUUCCUAGGGCUUCUUCAUUCACCUUUAACAACAUCAAAUUGUAAUACCACGCAAUAGUAAUCAAAGAAAUAGGAAGAAGUAAAGCUAGUUUUUCUACUGUGACAUAAACUGUUAGCAAAGUGGAGGGACCAUGUCAGCUGCUACUACAAUUGAAGUGAUUUUCCAUUUGCUGGCAUUUUAAGAGGCGAAUGCUGUCAUCUAGGACCCUCAGAAAGUUCAGCAACAGAGUAUAACAAUUUCCACUGACGUGUAUGUGUAGGUAAACCUGUGUUUGAAGUUAACUCCAUUCUAAUUACUUUUUCUUUUCUUGAGGUGAAAAGGUAGGCAGAUGGCCAAACAGAUUGUAGCUAAAGGAAAGAUGCUGAGAAUUUUUGACACUAGCUUUAUCGUCGCUUGUGCUUUUGUGUCAGUAAUGCAUAUUGACUGUGUUUGCCGUCUUUUACCAGUAAAAAAAGUGAGCCUGUGCCUUCAUUAUCAAAUCCAUUUCGAAGUAAGUGGAUGCUGGAUAUAGAUCACCCAAGGUGCUGCUUUUGAAAUUAUAGCAUCUUACCAUUAAAAGCGAGUUUCUGAAAAUUAUCUUAAAAACACGGCCACAUUGCUUUCACACUGUUAAUUGUUAAGUUUCCUUUUCAGCUUCCCCCAGCCUGUCCUUCCCAUUUGGAAAAAAUAGAAACAAAGGAAGCUUCUGCUGGGAAAUCACAAAGUUUAAAGGCCAUUUAUGUUUCUUAGACAAGAACGCCGUGUCCUCGCUGCGUGUAUAGGGCAGUAGAUACAGUGAGAAGCCUGCAGCUUCCAGGAUGCUGAUGGGACUUUGCAGAGCUCCUAGACGAGGCGUGCUGUCUGAACAAGGGUGCUGGUGCCCAGGGAAAGGACAGGCUGCGGGAUAGGGGAGGCUGGGGAGGCAGCAGUCCUUUGUGAGCUUGGCUGGAGCGGGUAGGUGAGAGUGGUGGCAUUGCAACAGUGUGCACUUUAUUGCUGUUUUAUGAAGAAUACUUGUGGUCAUGAAAGUACCUAACACUGGGUGCUCUUCUAGGAGAAGAAAUCAGAUCAAGGAGGAUGAGCGGUUGGAGGAGUUUGUUGGACUUUUUGUAAAUGAUCCAUUUUCUGGUUUCAAUGUAGAUCAGUUUUUCUCCAAUGAAGGGUGAGUCUCAAAUUUUCUACCGAAACCAAUAGCAAAACUUGAGCAAGCAAAUUAUUAAAGAUUAGGGACAUUGUUGCUUAUCUGAGUGUCUGGAAUUCAUCUGUUCUCAUGCUAGCUGAUUAUAUACUAUUUUUUAUGCAAGCCCCUAAGUACAGUGCAAUGGGAAGGAGGUCAUUUUGUGGCAUACAGUAUUCCUGCUAAAGUAGAGGAAGGCUGUUUAUUUUCUGUGGAAUGUCACCUCUCCGCUCCCAAACAAGGGCUGGUAGGAAACUCAGCCACACUACAUUCCACAAGAGUUGGAUAGCAGAAUGCAAAGGAAAUAUUUCUUCUGUAAGCCCUUCCACCCUGUUUAGUUGGAAAUAACUUCAGAAGCCUUCAUUAAGCUGUAUUCUAGCAGCAGCCACAACGUAGCCAUUAUGUACAACUCCGGUCACAUCAUCUGCCCGUGGUCUGGCUUGCUUCCUUGCUAACCUUUGCCAUCGUCUUCUCAUCUUCCAAAGCGAAGUACAAGGGCAGGGAGAGCACGAGGAGGUGUGUGGCUUUGUGUGUUUGUGAUGCUAAAGGCCUGCUUUUGGGCCCUUUCCGGGCCCACCCCAGCACGGUCAGGCUGCAGAUCAUGGAGCAUGGAGGUGAGCUCACACCGCUCAAUCUGCCCACGUGGUGCCCUAACCCCACUUGAAAACCUACCCAUGUGUUCCUACACCUCAGUGUCAGACUGGGCUGUCAGCACUGAAUCAGGGAUUUAAGCACGUGAAGUGCAGGGCGUGAGCACCUCUCUGCACUGCGCGCUGUCCCGAUGUCCCCGCUGGGCACUGACCCAUGGCUCUCCAACUGAAAGCAGCACAGGAGGGGAACUCGUUAGGCCCAAAGCUGUAGGAUCCCAAACCGCUCUUGUUCUCUGGUUUGGUUUGGUUCGCACUUUUCCAGACUCCACCUCAGCACUCUGAGCACAUUUCCCCCCCCGGUCCCGGGGUGUGUUGGCUGCACACCGGCGCACCUCCAUAGCGGGUAGCCAGAAACUGGAGCGUUACAAACCGUCUGUAUUUAAAGUACUUCACAGCACUUUACCUAGCUUGGUUACUAUUUUGUAAACAUGGAAUUAUUAUAUUGAUUGUUUGUAAGACCAUUUAAUAAAUGUGUUAGUUUUUAUCUUUCAUUAUAUCUAAUGUAUGUUUGUUCUCAAGAUAGGAGGAAAAAAAAAAAAAAAAGAUGGCGAGAAAAGCCUUCGGUCGACUUUUUGCCGCACUCUGUUUAUUCCUUUCCUUUCCCUGAUGUGAACCAGUGCUUGGCGGUGUGUCGGGUCAUUCUGAAUAAACGUUGAUCUCAGCUCUCGGC
Gallus gallus (chicken) is the source of this 5209-nucleotide messenger RNA. It is a transcript of the gene RETREG1, whose product is annotated as family with sequence similarity 134 member B. Bases 136 to 1572 code for a protein of 478 amino acids. Gene Ontology annotation, biological process: negative regulation of neuron apoptotic process; reticulophagy. The record is from RefSeq and is a predicted model, not a curated record. NCBI's taxonomy places the organism in Eukaryota, Metazoa, Chordata, Aves, Galliformes, Phasianidae. Gene Ontology annotation, cellular component: endoplasmic reticulum membrane. The transcript has 9 exons.